AAAAUUAUCGCAACCUUCAUUUAUUCGUUUAGCCUGUCUCGACACACAACGGAAAAUGGAGACGAAAUGCAUUUUUAUCGCCUUCACUCUCGUGCUUCUCGCAGCGCACCAAGUUUCUGCCGGAGCAAAGCUGACUUGCUACACGUGCAACUCGCACGACGACCCAAUAAACUGCCCAUUUGAAGGAUUCGAUUCGGACAAAUACACAGGAAAAGAAGUCAACUGCAGUCAAUCUGCUCGCGAAACUAUGGCUGCUGUGCAAAACAUUCUUUACCCGAACUACCACGAGGAGCUGGUCGUACCACUCGGCUCCAGCAAAAUUGACGAGGAACGAUGCGUCAAAUUCACAGCAAAAAGCAGGAAUGGACAAAAACCGGUGACCUUCAGGGGUUGCAUGUUUAAUGGUCACUACACCUGCGCGCACAUCCAAAGUGUGUUGGAAAACGCCAAGGCGGAUUUGGAGCAGUGCGACUUUUGCAAGCACAAAUACAACUGCAACUCGUCUUCGAUCGUUCGUCUCUCUCUAUUGAGCGUGGUCGGAGCAAUCAUUCUCAGCCUAAUUUCACACUAA
Cloeon dipterum is the source of this 571-nucleotide messenger RNA. RefSeq lists its product as uncharacterized. The coding region runs from base 56 to 571 and encodes 171 amino acids. The transcript is spliced from 3 exons. The record is from RefSeq and is a predicted model, not a curated record. NCBI's taxonomy places the organism in Eukaryota, Metazoa, Arthropoda, Insecta, Ephemeroptera, Baetidae.